Pundamilia nyererei is the source of this 2426-nucleotide messenger RNA. RefSeq names its product rho GTPase-activating protein 7-like. Lineage: Eukaryota; Metazoa; Chordata; Actinopteri; Cichliformes; Cichlidae. The transcript has 6 exons. Bases 219 to 2426 code for a protein of 735 amino acids. The record is from RefSeq and is a predicted model, not a curated record.
GCAAAAACCAUAAUGUGAUCAAGAUGGAAGUUGUCCAUGGACUUUUCACUGCUUCCCGGCUUUCUGCCUUCCUCUGGGGGCUUCACUGCCUGUCCAACAGUUUUACUGCGAAGAUACUGACUCGAGUCUAGAAAAAGGCUCGUAGAAGCUUAAAAUCUGGUCCUUCUAUUUAACCUGGCAUCAAAAGCAGCUUUAUGGGAUAGCAUUGGCUGCCCAUCAUGCCAGUUGCCAUACGUAAAAGAAGCUGGGAGGAGCAUGUGACUCACCCGUCAGGAUUACAGUACAGCUAUGAUGAUCUGGAUCUCGUCUGCUGUCAUGGGGUCGAAGGCGAUGGGCUAUGGAUGGCUUCUGGGGGUUCAAAACAAGGUAGGCGGGCAAGGUGUUCCUCUAUGCCAGAGGGAUGCCACCAGCUGCCUAUAGAUGACCCUGCUCAGACUUGUGAAGGGGGAGCUUCUGUGAUGAAUGAUGAUACUGAACCGGAACACUUAAAACUAAUGGAAAACAAUGGAAAGGAUUUACAGGAGUCAGUGGAUCGGUCUUAUGAGUUGGUGGGAGCUGGCAUACUCCCAAAGACUGACUCUGACUCAGAGGAUCUCCAAACCGCAAGCCCUGGGAAUUUUGGAGAGUUUUGUAAUUCAAACAGUGGUAUGUCUAGUGCAAAUAUUUCUUGUGCAACUGAUAACAGUGAUAAGACUAUUGAUAAUAAAAGUGAUUUGGGCACAGAAAGUUGCCAGAAUCACAGCAUGUGCGAUGACAGGGUCUUUAAAAGUGCACAUAUCUCUCACCAACAAUACGUCUCUAUCUCUUCGAACAAUGUGCCUCCAUUGUCUGAAUGUGCUGGUGAGCAACCUGGCAAAGUUCCAAACCAUCAGGAUACAAAGGGGAGCCAUAGAGAGGGUUACAGCAGACCUCCUGAAAUCACUGGGGCCACAGUAAACUGUUGCUCUGCUGGCGAACAGGAACCUCAAACCGACCUCCCAGAUGUUGAGGAAAGCAAGACUGUCAUCUCUGACCAGCCUGGUAUGAAUGCUCUGCUAAGCUCAACAAAUAUGGAGGGUGGUGAAGCACUGGCGCUAAUCAACAAAACUGUGGAAUCAUUAGUAGCAGAUGGAGAAUGUGACAAAGGAAUAUCUGAGAGCCGGAGUGCAUGUUCUGCUGACAAGCAAGAUGGAUUGAGUGACCUAGGAACUCUAAAUGAAAAUACAGGACUGAGCUGUCUCUCAAGAGUCACUAUAGGAGAAGAGCGGGACCAUGAAGACUGUGCUGGACCGUUGGAUAAGGAUCAUGGUUGGGAAAUAUCCAACCAGACAUUGUUGGAGCAGCACAAUGUUGAAAUGUUAGCGGAGAGCAGGCCCCAGAGAGACAAAAGUGCACAAGCAGAAAGCAGCGAGAAAAAAGGACACGUCAGACCUAUUGAAUCAUCUGAUGUUAGUGUCAUAAAUCAGUGCUGCUCUUUAAUGGCAGACAGCAACGUGUCAUCUAAACAAAUGAAUUCUGGACAUGCAGGAGAUGCCAUUGGGACAAACACGACACAGUGUGCAGAUAAGGAUGUGAAAGGUUCUGUAAGUCAGUCACUGGGAAAUACUGACCAAAGUUUAGUGCCUGUUAGUGAGGAUCUCGCCAUUCCUCAUCAGACAGAAUAUAGUUGUUCAAAACUGGACACUAUACCAGAGAUCAGCCCUGUGGAGGCAAAAGACAGCUCUCUACUUCAUGCUCAAAAGAAUAAUGAUGUUAACAGUACCCCAAAUCCAGCUGCUGAGCACUGCUGUUUGGAUGAUAAACACGAGGUUGUUGAACAACACACGCAAAACCUGCCACCAUGCUCUACAGAGGUCAACGAGGGACUCCAUGGUAACCGAGCCUCAGGUCCUCACUUCAGUGAGUCACCUGCCUCUGAGGUGGCAGAUGGUCACAGAGAACACCACCAGCCAGGAGCCACAAUGGAGGCGUCAAGGGAAGACAUACGUUCAGUUAUAUACAACGAUACACAAGACGGCAGUUCGGCUUUAGAUGGAACAUAUGAGCAUGCAGAUCAGAAGGAAGACAACGUGUUCAAAGUGCGGCUGAGAAAGCGUGGGCAUGCUCGCUUGGACUCAAUGGUGCUGCUGCUGAUGAAGUUGGACCAGCUAGAUCAGGAAAUUGAGAAUGCCCUCAGUGCUACUUCCUCCAUGGACAGCACAGCCACCUUCCAUCGACGGCAUCACCCGGAGUUUGAUUUAGGAUCCUCUUCAGCAACGUCACAACCACCCACGCAUCCACAUGCUGCUGUUGUUGCUGCUGCUGCUGCUUUGUCUUCAGGAUCUCCACAAGCCCUUGGAGCAAAGCCUAAGAGUGGGAGCACCCCCGUUGUUCCUGAGAAAGAAAAAGCUGAAGUUGUGAAAGUUGUCUUCAGUGUGUCUGGUCUGCGCCUAAAGUGGUUUAUGUGA